This is a messenger RNA of Phaethon lepturus (White-tailed tropicbird), 393 nucleotides long. Its product is annotated as heat shock transcription factor, Y-linked-like. Gene Ontology annotation, biological process: regulation of DNA-templated transcription. Lineage: Eukaryota; Metazoa; Chordata; Aves; Phaethontiformes; Phaethontidae. The record is from RefSeq and is a predicted model, not a curated record. The transcript is spliced from 2 exons. Bases 1 to 393 code for a protein of 130 amino acids. Gene Ontology annotation, molecular function: sequence-specific DNA binding; DNA-binding transcription factor activity.
AUGAGUGAGUUGAUUCGUCAGGCUCGACAACUUCCCUCUAUCGAGCAUGUGACACAAAGAGCAGGUAGUAAGGCUGCUUUUGGACCUCCAAGAGAAGAAAGGUCUCUACAAACCUGGUCAAAAAGAGAGUGCCUAUAUUCAUCUGAGGAGAGCUCUAGCAAAGGCAAUGCCUCUACAUGCCUCAGCUUUCUGAAGAAGCUCUGGGAUGUUGUUAAAAACAAUUGGUUUGAGUCCAUUUGGUGGGGCGACAAUGGAAAGUGUAUAGUGAUUCACAAAGAAUUGUUCAAAGAGGAAGUACUAUCAAGGAGAAAACGUCUGAGAAUUUUUGAAAGUGAGAGCAUGAAAAGCUUCACUCAUCACUUCCAUCUGUCUGGAUUCACUGGAAAGUUGUAG